CCGAGCCGGCGCCGGCGAUGGAAGAGCUCACCGCUUUUGUCUCCAAGUCGUUUGAUCAGAAAGUGAAGGAGAAGAAGGAGCUCAUCACCUACCGGGAGGUGCUGGAGAGCGGGCCCGUCCGGGCGGCCAAGGAGGCGGCGGCGGCGGCGGCGGCAGCGGCGGCGGCGGCAGGAGGCUCCGCAGAGCCCAACCGGGACGACCGACUCAGCCCGGGGGCCCGGGGGGCGGCAGGCAGCGGCGGCGGCGGAGGGCGCUCGCCGGGGCGAGAGCUGGAGAUGGGCGCCGUGGACCGGAGCCGGGAGGCGGGCACUCCCAAACUCAGCGAAGUUUCUCCGGAGCUGAAGGAGCGCCGGGACGACGCCAAAGGGAUGGAGGACGAGGGACAGACCAAGAUCAAGCAGCGCCGCAGCCGCACCAACUUCACCCUGGAGCAGCUCAACGAGCUGGAGCGCCUCUUCGACGAGACCCACUACCCGGACGCCUUCAUGCGCGAGGAGCUCAGCCAGAGGCUCGGCCUGUCCGAGGCCCGCGUGCAGGUCUGGUUUCAGAACAGAAGAGCUAAGUGCAGAAAGCAAGAGAAUCAGCUGCACAAAGGGGUUCUCAUAGGAGCAGCCAGCCAAUUCGAAGCCUGCCGUGUGGCCCCCUAUGUGAACGUGGGUGCAUUGCGGAUGCCCUUUCAGCAGGAUAGUCAUUGCAACGUGACGCCCUUGUCCUUUCAGGUGCAGGCGCAGCUGCAGCUGGACAGCGCCGUGGCGCACGCGCACCACCACCUCCACCCGCACCUGGCCGCGCACGCGCCCUACAUGAUGUUCCCGGCGCCACCCUUCGGCCUGCCGCUGGCCACGCUGGCCGCAGAGUCCGCCUCGGCCGCCUCGGUGGUGGCGGCGGCGGCGGCGGCCAAGACCACCAGCAAGAACUCCAGCAUCGCCGACUUGCGGCUCAAGGCCAAAAAGCACGCCGCCGCCCUGGGCCUCUGACUCGCCCCCGCCGCCCCCUUGGCCGGGCACGUUGCAAUGCAGGGGUGGGGGAGGGGCCGGUGCCCCCCACCCCCGCCGGACUCGAACCUGCGACCCUGCGGUCAGCUCCCGGCAAGCGCCUGCGCUCUCCCCCAGGGGGCAAUCGGCGCUGCCGCCGAGGUUUUGUUUUCUGCGCCGCUCGAGAAGACGACGACGAAGGGGGAGAGAAGGUGAAGGACCCCAGGAAGGCAGAAGAAGGCGGCGAGGCGCUGGGUGCAGAGGGGGGCGAGUUGGGGGGAAGAGACCCUGCUUGAUCGGACCAAGGCACUGAAGGGGGGGGGGUGAUUUUGCAACCGAGGGUGGUGGUGGGGAAAGCCCCGCUCCCCGCCCCCCCAGCCGAAGCGGGCAGACUCGGAGAGAGCGAGAGAGACCCCGAUUUCAGGAUGAAACAGACGCGCCGCUGGGAAGUCCGCGGCUUUUGAGACUGACCUGGUUCUGCGAAGUUCACUUUAAUGCGAGGAAUUUGAUCAGAGGGGCGGGCCUCCUUUCACGUCGCAUCAGUUGCUGGAGUUGAGCGGGCACAGACUGGAGACCGAGAUGAGGAGGAAAGGAAAAGAAGAUCUUGCUUUAUAUUAAAAUAAAAAAGAGGAGGGGGUGGGGGGGAGAGAGAUUGCAAAGGGCGAGGAAGAGACGGGAUUUCUCUGCCGGUUGCUGAAAGGGGGGACCUGGCCGGGCUCCUGGUGCUAGCAGAGUUCCGAUGGUGUGCUUGGGGUUGGGGUUUCCUUCAGAAUCAUUUGCACUUCACUGAUGUCUUUAGGACUAAAAAGAGGAGAAGGGGUGUGUGUGUGGACAAAUCACAGGAGCACCCCCAGGGGCAGCUGGGAUUUCUCCCAAGGGGCUUGAGGGAGGAAAGAGACUUGGCAUUCACUGAUGCUUUCAGGCCCCCAAGAGCCAGCCCCCUUCCUCUGCAGAGUCUCAGGGCCAUUCCGCACAUGCAAAAUAAUGCACUUUCAGUCCACUUUCACAAUUGUUUGCAAAUGAAUUUUUCUAUUCUGCACAGUAAAAUUCAGGAGCGAAGUGCGUUGAAAGAUGAUUGAAAGUGCAUUAUUCUGCAUGUGCAGAAGGGGCCUCGCCUGGCUCUGCCAUGAUUCCACACUGCAUAUUUAUAAUGUGUUGCAAUUGUCAUAAAUAUGCUGGGCGGAAUCCACUGAGGUGUGCGGUUGGUGUGACCAAGUCAAAGAAGCCGCCCUGGGCCAGAGUGAGCCUCUUGGAUACUCUGUGGCCAACCAGCCGUGCCUGGUGGGGCCUACCUCUGAGUAAAUCUCCUUGCAGGUAGAGCUCUGUGGAAUCCAGAGACUUGCUGUCCAGCAAAAGGGGAAUCUGUACUCCGCAGGACAGUUUAGCCCAGAUCACAUUGGCAUUCAUCGAGGGGCUCUGCACGGGCACCCUUAAGGCUUGGGGAGAGCAGGAGGAUUUCCAGCCUUGAAAGGGACAGAAGUAAACAAGCUUUUGUGUCCCCUCCCCUCCCUGUAUUACAUUAACCCCUUCCGCUCCACACUCUUCCACCAUCCCACCCCCAAAAUAAUGCCCACAAUAAUGGGUGACUUUUUUUUAAAAAAAAGGAUGUUAAUGAUACACAUAAACGAAUGGUUAUUUUGGCUAUAAACUCGUGCUGAUUGUUCUGCCCGGCCUUUCCAUUCGAGCCCAUGCCCAUAAGACUGCGACAGAUCUAUUUUCUUUUCCGAAAGGCCUAUAGAGCUAUAAGGCGAGGCCCCCACGACGUGGCUGGGAAAUCCCUCCACUCAAAACCUUCCAGAGUUGAGUGCUUUUUUGCCAAGAAAAAAAGGGGGGGGGGCAGAGGGUGGGGGAGGGGGAAGAGAAGGCAGGCGAAAUGGGAAAAUCUCUUCCCGGUGAACUCUGCUAGGAACAGAGCUUUGUAAUUAUUUUGUUCUCCAUGAAAACAAACGGAAAAAAAAUUAUUUAUAUGGACCGUAUUUUUUCUAGCGUGUUUUAAGUUAUUGGAUGGGGGGGGGGGAGGAGAAAAGCAGAGGGAGAGAGAGAAGGAAAGAAACGAAUCGAUGCUGUUGCUUCGUUGAUGUUUUCCUUUCCGUGUCCUGCAUUUCGUUCCACUCAGGUUUCGCUUCUCUUCUGUUCGGUCAUUGUUGACGGCAAGGUUUUUUUCCUAAUAAGUGCCAAGUUAUGAACUGAAGACACUUUUUUUGCAAUCUGUGGAAUUGGGGGGGAAAGAGAGUAAAGGAUGAGCUGAUGGUUUCGCAUAAUUGUUGUUCGUGUUCCUAUUAAAUCCGUGGUGCCACC
This is a messenger RNA of Sphaerodactylus townsendi, 3272 nucleotides long. It is a transcript of the gene SHOX2, whose product is annotated as short stature homeobox 2. Lineage: Eukaryota; Metazoa; Chordata; Lepidosauria; Squamata; Sphaerodactylidae. The transcript is spliced from 5 exons. Bases 18 to 977 code for a protein of 319 amino acids. Gene Ontology annotation, cellular component: nucleus. Gene Ontology annotation, molecular function: DNA-binding transcription factor activity, RNA polymerase II-specific; sequence-specific double-stranded DNA binding. Gene Ontology annotation, biological process: regulation of transcription by RNA polymerase II. The record is from RefSeq and is a predicted model, not a curated record.